Akanthomyces muscarius is the source of this 2592-nucleotide messenger RNA. RefSeq lists its product as uncharacterized. Gene Ontology annotation, biological process: proton transmembrane transport; vacuolar acidification. Gene Ontology annotation, molecular function: ATPase binding; proton-transporting ATPase activity, rotational mechanism. Gene Ontology annotation, cellular component: vacuolar proton-transporting V-type ATPase complex; fungal-type vacuole membrane; vacuolar proton-transporting V-type ATPase, V0 domain. The record is from RefSeq and is a predicted model, not a curated record. The transcript is spliced from 5 exons. Lineage: Eukaryota; Fungi; Ascomycota; Sordariomycetes; Hypocreales; Cordycipitaceae. The coding region runs from base 1 to 2592 and encodes 863 amino acids.
AUGGCUCCUAAACAGGAUACCCCCUUCCGCUCGGCGGACAUGAGCAUGGUGCAGCUCUAUGUCUCCAACGAAAUUGGCCGUGAGGUUGUUACCGCGCUGGGAGAGCUUGGCCUCUGCCAGUUCCGAGACCUCAACGAAGAUGUCAGCGCCUUUCAGCGCACCUACACCCAGGAAAUUCGACGCCUCGAUAACGUGGAGCGACAACUGCGAUACUUUAAUGCGCAGAUGGAAAAGACUGGCAUCGCCCUCCGCAAACUCGAUCUCGAUACCGAAAGUCUCGCCUCCCCCUCCACCACCGAGAUUGACGAGCUGUCCGAGCGCAGCGAGAAGCUCGAGCAGCGCGUGUCGGCCCUCAACGACAGCUACGAGACGCUCAAGAAGCGCGAGGGCGACCUCACCGAGUGGCGCUGGGUCCUGCGCGAGGCCGGCAGCUUCUUUGACCGCGCCCACGGCAACGUCGACGAGAUCCGCGCCUCGAUGGACAAUGAGGACGACGCCCCGCUGCUCGCCGACGUGGAACAGCACCGUGCCGCCCCCGAGAUUGAGCGCUCGUUUGGCGGCAUGAACAUUGGCUUCGUCGCCGGCGUCAUUGCCCGCGACCGCGUCGCCGCCUUUGAGCGCAUCCUCUGGCGCACCCUCCGCGGCAACCUGUACAUGAACCAGUCCGAGAUUCCCGAGCCGCUCAUCAACCCGGUCAACAACGAGGCCGUCGACAAGAACGUCUUCGUCAUCUUUGCCCACGGAAAGGAGAUCAUUGCCAAGAUCCGCAAGAUCUCCGAGUCGAUGGGUGCAGAGGUGUACAGCGUCGAUGAGAACAGCGACCUGCGUCGCGACCAGAUCCACGAGGUCAACAGCAGGCUCCAGGAUGUGCAGAAUGUGCUCCAGAACACGCAGGCUACCCUCCAAGCCGAGCUCAACCAGAUCUCGCAGUCGCUGUCGGCUUGGAUGGUGCUCAUUGCCAAGGAAAAGGCCGUCUACAGCACUCUCAACCUCUUUUCCUACGACAGAGCCCGUCGUACUCUGAUUGCCGAAGGUUGGUGCCCGACCAAUGACCUGGCUCUUAUUAGGUCAACUCUGCAAGACGUCACCAACCGCGCUGGCCUUUCGGUCCCUUCCAUCAUCAACGAGAUUCGCACCAACAAGAAGCCUCCCACAUACCUCAAGACCAACAAAUUCACUGAGGGUUUCCAGACCAUUGUCAACGCCUACGGCACUGCCUCGUACCAGGAAGUCAACCCCGCCAUGCCUGUCAUUGUCACUUUCCCUUUCCUCUUCGCCGUCAUGUUUGGUGAUUUCGGUCACGCCGUCAUCAUGCUGUCUGCUGCGCUAGCCAUGAUCUACUGGGAGCGCUCGCUCAAAAAGGUCACCUUUGAACUGUUUGCCAUGGUUUUCUACGGACGUUAUAUCGCCCUAGCCAUGGCCGUCUUCUCUCUAUUUACCGGUCUCAUCUACAACGAUGCUUUCUCCAAAUCCAUGACGCUGUUCACCAGUGCGUGGGAAUUCAAGGUGCCCGAGGGCGGCUUUAAGGAGGGCGCCACGAUUGAGGGCACCCUCAACAGCGACGGGUACCGUUACCCGUUCGGUAUGGAUUCCGCUUGGCAUGGUACCGACAACGAUCUUCUAUUCAGCAACAGUUACAAGAUGAAGAUGAGUAUCCUGCUGGGUUGGGCUCACAUGACUUAUUCCCUGAUCUUCGCCUACAUCAACGCCAGGCACUUCCGCAAGCCCAUUGACAUUUGGGGCAACUUUGUUCCCGGCAUGAUCUUUUUCCAGUCCAUUUUCGGCUAUCUCAUUGUCUGUAUCAUUUACAAGUGGACUGUGGAUUGGGAAGCCAUUGAGAAGCCUGCUCCUGGUCUGUUGAACAUGUUGAUUUACAUGUUCCUGCAGCCCGGCACUCUCCCCAACGGAGAGCGUCUCUAUGCCGGACAAGAAUAUGUACAAGUCGGUCUGCUUCUUCUGGCGUUUGCCCAGGUCCCCGUUCUGCUCUUCCUGAAGCCUUUUUACCUCCGCUGGGAGCACAACCGCGCUCGUGCCAAGGGCUACCGCGGCAUCGGCGAGACUUCCCGCGUUAGCGCCCUGGACGAUGACGAUGAGGGCCAGGGUCUGAUUCCCGGAGGCGGCCACGGAAAUAGUAUUGACGAUGGCGAAGGUGUCGCCAUGAUUUCGCAAAACGUCGACGAGGAGCAUGAAGAGUUUGAAUUUAGCGAGGUCAUGAUUCACCAAGUCAUUCACACUAUUGAAUUCUGCCUGAACUGUGUGUCCCACACUGCUUCGUAUCUGCGUCUCUGGGCUCUCUCUCUUGCCCAUCAGCAGCUCAGCGUCGUGCUGUGGACCAUGACGAUUGGUCUCUGCCUGCCCAUGACUGGUGUUGUGGGUGUCAUUGCCAUUGUCAUUGGUUUCUACUUGUGGUUCUUCCUCACCAUUGCCAUUCUUGUAUGCAUGGAAGGAACCAGUGCCAUGUUGCACUCGCUGCGUCUGGCGUGGGUCGAGUCCUUUUCCAAGUUUGCUGAAUUCGCGGGAUGGCCGUUUGUGCCGUUUUCGUUUGCGGCCCUCUUGGAAGAGUCGGAAGAGCUCAAGGAGUACCUGGGAUAA